CCUUCUCCCCCUGACCUGACCUUUCUUCUCGUUCUAGAAGUUCGAUUUUCUCAUUUUAGGUUCCGAGAUCAACACAGUGAAUCCUCGAUUUCGAGAGAGACAAAUAGAAAUGGUGAAGGUGCGAAUGAACACGGCCGACGUGGCCGCAGAGGUCAAGUGCUUGAAGCGGUUAAUCGGCAUGAGAUGCUCCAACGUCUAUGAUAUAUCUCCCAAGACUUAUAUGUUCAAGCUCUUGAAUAGUAGCGGCAUCACUGAAUCUGGUGAGAGCGAGAAGGUUUUGCUCUUGAUGGAAAGUGGUGUUCGUCUGCAUACCACUGCUUAUGUCAGGGAUAAGAGCAAUACUCCAUCUGGGUUUACUUUGAAGUUAAGAAAGCAUAUUCGGACUAGGAGGCUUGAGGAUGUGCGGCAGCUUGGUUAUGAUAGGAUCAUUGUCUUCCAGUUUGGUCUAGGUGCUAAUGCACACUAUGUUAUAUUGGAGUUGUAUGCUCAAGGAAACAUAAUCCUCACGGAUUCCGAGUAUAUGAUUAUGACUCUCCUCCGCUCACAUAGAGAUGACAAUAAGGGUUUUGCUAUCAUGUCUCGCCACCGUUAUCCUAUAGAGAUAUGUAGAGUCUUUGAGAGGACCACAGCUUCAAAGCUGCAGGAAUCGCUUACUGCUUUCUCGCUUAAGGAUCAUGAAGCUAAAGAUAAUGAGCCAAAGGAGCAGAAUGGUGGCAAGAAGGGUGGGAAGUCGAAUGAAGCUAAACAAUUUACCUUGAAGAAUAUUCUUGGUGAUGCUUUGGGGUACGGGCCACAGCUCUCUGAGCACAUAAUUCUGGAUGCUGGUCUAGUUCCAAGUACCAAACUUUCAGAAGACAAGAAGUUAGAUGAUAAUGAGAUUCAGCUAUUGGUUCAAGCGGUCAUCGUAUUUGAAGAUUGGCUUGAAGAUGUUAUAUAUGGUCAAAAAGUUCCUGAAGGUUAUAUUCUAAUGCAGAAACAAAUAUUGGUGAAUGACACGUCUUCUCAAGUAGGUGUUACAAAGAUGUAUGAUGAGUUCUGUUCAAUCUUAUUAAACCAAUUCAAAUCAAGAGUGUAUGACAAGUUUGAAACUUUUGAUGCGGCUUUAGACGAGUUCUACAGCAAAAUCGAGAGUCAAAGAUCUGAAUUCCAACAAAAGGCAAAAGAAGAUUCUGCCAGUCAGAAACUCAACAAGAUUCGCCAGGAUCAGGAAAACCGUGUUCAAAUUCUGAAGAAAGAAGUCAACCGUUGUGUUAAUAUGGCUGAAUUGAUUGAGUACAACUUAGAAGACGUGGAUGCUGCCAUAUUAGCUGUUCGUGUAGCGCUUGCAAAGGGUAUGGGCUGGGACGAUCUAGCUCGUAUGGUCAAGGAAGAAAAAAAACUAGGAAAUCCUGUUGCUGGAGUAAUUGACAAACUUAAUCUAGAGAAGAAUUGCAUGACAUUGUUGUUGUGCAACAAUCUCGAUGAAAUGGAUGAUGACGAGAAGACGCUUCCUGUGGAAAAGGUGGAGGUUGACCUGUCACUUUCUGCGCACGGUAAUGCCAGGCGCUGGUAUGAAAUGAAGAAGAAACAAGAAACCAAACAGGAGAAGACUGUUUCUGCUCAUGAAAAGGCUUUUAAAGCAGCCGAGAAAAAGACACGCCACCAGCUUUCUCAGGAGAAAAUGGUUGCAACUAUUUCACACAUGAGAAAAAUUCACUGGUUUGAGAAAUUCAAUUGGUUUAUUAGCAGUGAGAACUACUUGGUCAUCAGUGGUCGUGAUGCUCAGCAAAAUGAGAUGAUAGUUAAACGUUACAUGUCAAAAGGAGAUCUGUAUGUGCAUGCCGAGCUUCAUGGAGCAUCUAGUACUGUGAUAAAGAAUCAUAAACCUGAACAAAGUGUACCGCCUCUCACUUUAAACCAAGCUGGAUGUUUUACGGUUUGUCAUAGUCAGGCUUGGGAUUCCAAGAUUGUUACUAGUGCAUGGUGGGUUUAUCCCCAUCAGGUCAGUAAAACAGCUCCUACUGGAGAAUACCUCACAGUUGGAAGUUUCAUGAUACGAGGUAAGAAAAACUUCCUUCCACCACACCCGCUUAUAAUGGGUUUUGGACUGUUGUUUCGUUUGGACGAGAGUUCCUUGGGAGCUCAUUUGAAUGAGAGAAGGGUAAGAGGUGAAGAGGAAGGAAUGAAUGAUGUUGUCAUGGAAACGCAUGCUCCUGAUGAGCAUUCAGAUGCUGAGUCAGAGAACGAAGCAGAGAAUGAAGAUGUUUCUGCGGCAAGAGAAAUGAAUUUACAGGAAUCAAAACCAGCAUUAAUGAGCCAAGAUACGUCUUCUUUGGACAUGAAUUCAUCUGGAAUUGAUGGAGAAAAUGUUACAGCGGCUACGUCACAGCUUGAAGAUCUUCUUGAUAGAACCCUUGGUCUUGGUACUGCGACGGUGGCAGGCAAGAACCAUAAAAUAGAGACAUCAAAGGAUGAAACGGAAGAGCAAGAGAAGAAACCAGCAGCGAGAGAUAAGCCUUACAUAUCAAAAGCGCAAAGAAGAAAGCUUAAGAUGGGCGAAAGCGGUAACACAGCCGCUGAUGGUAACACUGGCCAAGAAAAGCCGGAGCGGAAGGAAAAAAAUGUUUCUAGCGGUAACACAGCUGCCGAUGGUAACACUGAGAAAGAAAAGCAGCAACGCAAGGCAAAAGAUGAUUCUUCUUCUUCAAGGCAGGCCAACAAGACCAUACCUGAGAACAAGCCAGCUGGGGAAAAAGUUAGCCGUGGGCAAAGGGGUAAACUUAAGAAAAUGAAGGAGAAAUAUGCUGAUCAAGACGAAGAAGAAAGAAAAAUUCGUAUGACGCUGUUGGCAUCUUCUGGAAAGCCACAUGUUGAAGCAGAGACUACGAAGCCCGCAGUCACUGAAGAGAAGAAACCUUCUGAAGAGACAGAAGAUGCUGUGAAAAUAUGUUACAGGUGUAAGAAGGUUGGACAUCUUGCUAGGGAUUGCCAUGGGAAAGAAUCUUCUUCAGAGAUGGACAAAGUGGUAAUGGAAGAAGAAGAUAUUCAUGAGCUUGGGGAGGAAGAGAAAGAAAAACUGAUUGAUGUCGAUUAUCUAACUGGUAACCCAUUACCAACUGACGUUCUCUUAUAUGCGGUCCCUGUGUGCGGCCCCUACAACGCCCUCCAGUCAUAUAAAUACAGAGUCAAAGCGAUCCCAGGGAGCAUGAAGAAAGGAAAGGCUGCAAAAACGGCAAUGAAUCUGUUCACACAUAUGUCGGAGGCGAGUGUAAGGGAGAAAGAGCUGAUGAAGGCUUGUACGGAUCCGGAGCUGAUGGCUGCUCUUGUUGGGAAUGUGAAGAUCACAGCAGCGGGGUUGACGCAACUGAAGCAGAAACAGAAGAAGGGCAAGAAAAGCGGGAAACACCAUGCCUAGGUUUUACUUUUUUUUUUUCUUUUGUUAUUUUUCAUGGAAUGAUUAGCUUGCGUUUUGUGUUCAUUGGAGAACUUUUGUUGUUGAAGUUUAUUAUAAGAUUUUACAUGGAAAAUAAGAAAAUACCCAUUGGUUCACAGUUCA
Eruca vesicaria subsp. sativa (arugula) is the source of this 3535-nucleotide messenger RNA. NCBI's taxonomy places the organism in Eukaryota, Viridiplantae, Streptophyta, Magnoliopsida, Brassicales, Brassicaceae. The record is from the annotation of a GenBank genome assembly.